This is a messenger RNA of Colletotrichum graminicola M1.001, 3411 nucleotides long. RefSeq lists its product as uncharacterized. The coding region runs from base 1 to 3411 and encodes 1136 amino acids. The transcript is spliced from 4 exons. The record is from RefSeq and is a predicted model, not a curated record. Lineage: Eukaryota; Fungi; Ascomycota; Sordariomycetes; Glomerellales; Glomerellaceae. Gene Ontology annotation, molecular function: NADP binding; NAD binding; oxidoreductase activity.
AUGGCUUCCCCCGACAGUCAGUCGACACGCGUCGGCUUCAUUGGCCUGGGUGCCAUGGGCUUCGGCAUGGCAUGUAAUCUUGCAAAGAAGCCCUCAUAUAGAGUGCAGGGUUAUGAUGUCUAUCCGCCGAGCGCAGAGAAGUUUGUUGCGCAAGGCGGUGGUUCCGUGGGCCAGUCGCCCCGAGAGGUGGCGGAGACCAGCGAUAUCCUAGUCUGCAUGGCUGUCAAUGCUCAGCAAAUUGAUGAUAUACUCUUCAAUAAUGAGACGGGUGCCGUGCAAACAUUACCGGAGAAUGCCACCGUGCUCAUUUGCUCAACCGUGCCGCCUAGAUACCAUGAGGUGUUAGCACCCCGCAUCGCGGCAACGGGCCGACACGAUGUUUUAGUCCUUGACAGUCCCGUAUCCGGUGGCACGAAGCGUGCAGCCGAAGGUACACUCAGCAUUUUUGCUUCCGGCGCUCCGGAGGCGCUGCAGCGCGCAGAUCGAGUCUUGCGCGACAUGUCCGAAAAGCUCUACGUCAUUCCCGGUGGACCGGGGGCUGGCAGCAAGAUCAAGAUGGUUAACCAGCUCCUGGUUGGGACACAUAUUGCAGCUGCGUCCGAGGCCAUGGGCCUGGCAGCCAAGGCGGGCUUGAAUACCCGCGAAGUAUACAACAUCAUUACAAACGCCGCGGGUAACUCGUGGGCUUUUGAAAAUCGCGUGCCGCACAUGCUCGAUGGGGAUUGGACCCCCCUGUCUGCUCUCAAUAUUUUUGUCAAAGACAUGGGUAUUGUCGUGUCUACCGCAAGAGCUCUGCAAUUCCCCGCCCCUCUCGCUUCUGUAGCUGAGCAGUUGUACAUCUCUGGAGCUGCUCAGGGCUAUGGCGCCGAGGAUGAUUCAGGCCUUGUCCGGGUAUUCCUUCCUGGUCAGCAGAACAUCGUCAAAGACCAGGCCGUUCGACUGAACGAACAAGAGAAGCUGACACCAAGCACCACACCUAUGGAGAUUUCAAAAGUCGGUAUGGUUGGCCUGGGAGCGAUGGGCCAGGGCAUGGCAGCCUCACUUCUUCGCUGCGGGUUCGCUGUCCACGGUUAUGAUGUGUACGAGCCUGCCAUCGAUAAGUUUUUGGCCAACGGAGGCAACGCUUCGAAGGCCGAUAGCCCCGCCUUGGCCGCCAAGGGUGCAGACAUCCUAGUUUUGAUGGUGCAGAACGCGGUACAAGCUGACGACGUCCUUUUCGGCUCCGGCAAGGCUGCAGAGUCACUGCCCGACGGUGCCAUUGUCAUCCUGAGCUCGACAGUGCCGCCCUCGUUUGUGCGAGAGCUGGAGAGCAAACUGGUCAAUCUCGGCAAGGGGGUCAAGCUCAUUGAUGCUCCAGUCAGUGGCGGCGUUGUCCGCGCUGCGAACGGCACGCUCACGAUCAUUUGCUCUGGCGACGACGCCGUGCUUUCCAAGGCGAACGGCCCCUUGCUGGCCAUGACAGGAACUCCGAGCAACCUGUGCCAUGUACAAGGAGGCGUCGGCGCCGCUUCCUCUGUCAAGUUGAUUAACCAGUUGCUGGCUGGUGUUCACAUCGCUGCUGCCGCCGAAGCGAUGGCGUUUGCCGCCCGCCUCGGGCUCGACACACGACGUGCGUUCGAAAUCCUCGGUAGUGCGGCAGCAUGGAGUUGGAUGUUUGAGAACAGAGUGCCCCAAAUGCUUGACGCCGACUGGACGCCGCACUCGGCCCUUGCCAUUUUUGUCAAGGACCUCGGCAUCGUUCUUGACGAGGCAAAGCGCCUGACCUACUUCGCUCCAGUAUCAUCGGCAGCCCACACCCUAUACCUUUCAGGGGCUUCUCACGGAUGGACCAAAGAGUCAGAUGCAGGCGUCGUUAGGCUAUGGGAGUUAGCUGGGCUCUCCGUCUCAGGCAAUGCUGGUCCAAAGACCGAGCAGGCCGAUGGAAAGGCCACCAAGAACUCCAAGGUUGAAACGGGCCAAGAGAAAGCUCUCCCAGCGCAGAAAACGAUCGAUUCAUUGCCCGAUGAGUUCUCUAGAGACGUGAUUAGCUCAACACGAAAAGUCGUCGACAACGGCGAAGUACCAGUCCUCGUGGUGCUCGACGACGAUCCAACAGGUACGCAGACUUGCCAUAACAUCGAUGUCUUGACCGUUUGGGAUGCGGCAACACUGGAGUACGAAUUCAGCCUCAACCCAACGGGCUUCUUCAUUCUCACCAAUUCCCGAGCCCUACCUUCCGCCGAAGCAAAGCAGCUUAUCCUUGACAUCUGCCAGAACGUCAAGGAAGCGGCCGAAAAGUCCAACAAGGCAUUCGAGAUUGUCCUUCGCGGAGACUCGACCUUGAGAGGACACCUUCCUGAAGAGCCCGAGGCAGCCGAGGAAGCGCUCGGCAAGUUUGAUGGAUGGGUAAUCACACCGUUCUUUUACCAGGGUGGCAGAUACACCAUCGACGACGUGCACUACGUCAAGGAGGAUGACGUGUUGGUUCCUGCAAGCCAAACACCAUUCGCACAAGACGCGACCUUUGGCUACAAGAACUCCAACUUGCGGAAAUACGUGCUGGAGAAGUGCGGUUCGCGGUUUGAUGAUUCGUCAUUCCUUUCGGUCACGCUUGAUGAAAUCCGGAUCGGAGGACCCGCGGGCGUCACGAAGAAGCUCCUCUCGGUAGCGCCAGGGUCAAACACGGUUGUCAUUGUCAACGCUGCUGCCGAGUCCGACAUGCAUGUCUUUGUGGCGGGCCUGCUUGAGGCGGAGAAGGAGGGGAGACGGUACCUUUACCGCACAGGUGCCGCCUUUGUCUCUUCUCGGCUGGGAAUCACAGGUAUCCCGCCUCUAACGAUGGCCGACCUUGGAGUGUCGGUCAAAGGGGGGAUCAAGCAGCCGGGGGGGUUGAUAGUUGCUGGCUCGUAUGUUCCGAAGACGACAGCACAGCUCAGGGUCCUCCGGGAGAGGCGAGGCGACAAGCUCAAUGUUAUUGAGCUUGACGUUGCUGAACUGAUCGAGUCUGCCGAGGCGGCGGAAAAGGUGGUUACGACGGCGGCAGCUGAAACAGCAUCGAGGCUGGCGGCGGGUGAGGAUGUUCUUGUCAUGACAUCGCGCAAGCUGAUCAAGGGGAAUGAUGCGCUCAGCUCGCUCCAGAUUGGAUCCAGGGUGGCGCGUGCUCUGGUUCAGCUGGUAGAAAAGAUUGAUGUUCGACCGCGGUAUUUGAUUGCGAAGGGCGGCAUCACUUCGUCGGAUGCGGCGACCAAGGGAUUAAAGAUGAGAAGAGCGCGCAUCUUGGGCCAAGCUGCACCUGGUGUUCCCUUGUGGAGGUGUGACGAGGAAACGAGUCGGCAUCGCGGAGUGCCGUAUGUCGUAUUCCCGGGGAACGUUGGCAGUGACAGCACUCUCGCGGAAGUUGUUGAGUCGUGGUCGACCGAUAAUGUUGUUUGA